Molecule: messenger RNA, 4740 nt
Organism: Oncorhynchus tshawytscha (Chinook salmon)
Lineage: Eukaryota; Metazoa; Chordata; Actinopteri; Salmoniformes; Salmonidae
Gene: abcc13
Product: ATP-binding cassette, sub-family C (CFTR/MRP), member 13
Exons: 20
Coding region: 421-3531 (1036 amino acids)
Biological process (GO): transmembrane transport
Cellular component (GO): membrane
Molecular function (GO): ATP binding; ABC-type transporter activity
Source: RefSeq, a predicted model, not a curated record
ACAGCCAUAAAACACGCCCCUAGCCGCGCACCUCUCCCGCAGGCCGUCAGCGGGAUUCUACAACACGCUUUACGCUCCUUCAACAUCCAUCAAUUCAUUCACUCAGUCAUAGCCAUGCAACGACAAUGGGAACGGAUAUUUAAAAACUGCAAAGGCAAACAACAAAGAAAAGAGGCCACCAGGCGUAAAUUGACAAAUUGGGGCUUAUAUCGUGCUUUCAGGUUGUUUUCUGUUAUGAAAUGGACCAGAUCAUAGGCUAAUGUCGCGUGCUGCUGUCAGUCUGCUGCUGCUGUGGCCGCGUGCAGAUGUGGACAUACUAGUACAUUAGGCCAUUCACCCCGCGAGAUAUUGUCCCCUCCAUCCUCUUCCACUCCAUCCCCUCUCUCGGGGCCAAACUGGCGUGUGCGUCCCUCCCCGGGUAUGUCUCUCCGUCUCUCCGCCAGAUGGGGCGGAAAACAGACGCCUCUGGAGAGGGAUGUUUCCUUCCUCAGCCGUUUGUCCUACUGGUGGAUUUACAGAGUCGUGUCAGCGGGCCAUAGGAGGGGGCUACAGCUGUCGGACUUGUGUUGCCUUGGCGAUGAGGACUCAGCCCAGAGUUUAUGCUCAGCCCUCCAGCAGCAGCAGCAGCAGCAGCACCGGACGACAGAGGGACGGAGUCAUAGCCAAGAGUCAGGAGAGGAGGAGUCACUGGGUGGAAACACCUCCCACCCAGGUGUUCACCUGUCUGGCCCCGCCCUGCUGUGUCAUCUGUAUGGGUGGCUCCACCCCUCACUGCUCCAGGUAACCCUGCUGAGGAUGACCUCUGACCUACUGGCCCUCCUGCCCCCUCAGGCCCUCAGGUGUGGUAUUCUCUACUGUGAGAACCAGCCUGUCUUUGAUUGGUCUGGGCUUACCCAUGCCCUGGCACUAUUGGCUGCUGUAGUGUGCCACGCCCUGGUCCAGCAGGUGUGUGAGCGUCACAGCAGGAUGACUGAGGUCAGAGUUCAGACAGCGCUGACUGGAGCCUUGUAUAAACAGGCCCUGUCCCGGUGCAGUAUUCCUGGGUGUCUACCCUCCCCUGCCCCAUCGUUAACCCCACUCCGGGCUGACGUUGGACGGUUAGCAGAGCUCCCAGUCUCCCUGUCUGCCCUGUGGUCUUCCUGGGUGCAGGGGACAGUGUGUGUGUGUCUGCUGUGGAGAGAGCUGGGUCCCUCUUCUCUGGCGGGACUAGCUGUAUUGUUACUGCUGGUACCGCUCACCUCUGCUGUACAACUCAGGGCAAGGCUAUUACAGAGAAGCCAGGAGAGCGUGAGGGGAGAAAGACAGCAGCUCAUGCAGGAGAUGCUGAACGGAAUCAAAACGGUGAAGUUGUUGGUCUUGGAGGCGUGGUUCCAGUGCAGAGUGGGCAUUGCCAGAGAGAAGGAGCUGGAGACGCUGAGGAUUCUGGGAUUCCUGACGGCCUUCUCCCUAUUGGACCGCGUCUGUGUGCCUUUCCUGGUGUGUGUGUCCAGUUUGGGUGUGUAUGUGCUGGUGGAUGAUGGUAACGUUCUGACAGCGUCUCAGGUGUUCACCUGUGUGUGUCUGUUCACACUGCUACGCUCACCUUUUAACCUACUGCCCUCCCUGGCACUGCACCUCACACAGACAUGGCACUCCCUCUGUCAUCUGGACCACUUCCUCUUCUCACAGGAAGUCUCUCACACAGAGAAUGGCACUCUUUCAGAAAAUGGGGUCAAGAAAAGCUGUCUCGAGGAGCACUCAGAUCGGUGCAGUAAUGAGACCUUGAGAGAGACAGAAGCAAACACUGUACCUCUGCCCAAACAUGGUGUGAGCAGUGUGUGUAUUCGGCUGUAUCUGCAUGUGUGUGGCUUGGGCUGGGUGUUGUUGACUGUAUUAUCCCAGGUGUGUGUUUGUGUGGUGGGUGUGUGUCAGACCGGUCUGUUAGCCGUGUGGACCAGACAGGCUAAAGAACUACAGGGGCUGGAGGAGUGGAGAGAACUACGAGACUCACGACUAUCUGUCUACGCUGUACUGGGGCUGCUGCAAGCUCUGUCCGUGUGCUGUGUAGCAUUAGCAGUCACUGGUGGUUCUCUGAAGGCGUCUGCCAGUCUCCACUCUGAGCUGCUCUUUGCUCAGCUCCGCCUUCCUCUCAGAUUCUACCAGAUCACGCCCUCUUCUCUGGUCCUGCGCAGCCUAUCACAGGAGAUGUACGUGAUUGACGAGCUUGUCCCCGCCAACCUCCUCUCCUGGCUCUCCUGUUGGCUGCAGGUGUUUGUGACAGUGCUGCUGAUUGGCUACAUCUCCCCUCUCUUCAUCCUGAUAGUCCCGGUGCUGACUUACCUCUUCCUCACAAUACAGUCAUACUACAGGUCAGUCUCGGGUCAGGUGAGGAGGAUGGUUUCAGACUCUGCCUCCUCUCUCUCAUCCCUCCUUUCUGAGUCACACAGGGAUGAGGUCACCAGUGGUAGUCAUGAUGACCCCUUGACCCGUUGCUAUGGUGCCCUCAACGAGCACCUGGUGUGUCGCUACAACUGCAUUUUAUUGGACAGGUGGGUAUCAGUGUGGUUGGAUGCCUUUGCAGGACUGGUUCUGUUCCUGGUCUCUGUGACUCUACUGGACUCUGAGGUAGACCCCAGUACUGUAGGACUGGUCCUGACUUACACCCUCAGCCUGAGAGAGGUUCUUCAUCUCCUGGUCCAAGCAAGCUGUGGCGUAGAGAGCAGUGCUGGUGCCAUCCAGAAGAUGGACCAACAUGCACACAUGGAGAGAGAGCCCCCCUGGUCUGUGCCCUGUAGAGCACCCCCUAGCUGGCCAAAGGAGGGAGUGGUGGAGUUCAGGAGCUAUGAGACGGAGCUUAACCCAUCACCCGCUGAACUGUCUUUUUGCACCCGGACCAGAGAGAAGGUUGGUGUGGUGAGCAGAUCAGGAGCAGAGCUGGACGCCAUAACCAGUUCUCUCUUCCGAUUGGUGGAAGGCCGAAGGGGCGUGUUGAUGAUUGACGGGGUGGACAUCUCUAGUGUGGGACUCCAUGACCUUCGCAGCCGGUUGGCGGUCAUAGCUCGGGUUCCAACUCUGUUCUCCUGUUCACUGCGCUCCAACCUGGACCCCUGGGGUUGCCAUGGGGAUGCCCAGGUGUGGCAGGCACUGGAGAGGUGCCACCUGAAGGAAAGGGUCAGCUUGCUGCCAGGACAGCUCCUCUACCCACUACAACACGGAGGGGCCGGGCUCAGCUCCAGUGAGAGGAGGCUGCUGUGCGUGUGUCGUGCCCUGUUGAAGGGCUGUGUUGUCCUGGUAGUGGAGGACCCUGUUCCCCCUGUAGACGUCCACACUGAGAGGCUGCUCCAGAGCAUCAUACACACACACUUCUCCCACUGCACCGGGCUGUAUCUAACACAGAACCCUGGGAACGUCACACACACUGACAGGGUGUUGGUGUUAGAUGGGGGACGUGUGGCUGAGUUUGACUGCGCCUCUGCUCUCCUCCGGGGGGAGGCACUGUUCUCCCAGCUGCUCUCUGAGACACAUAGAAACCAAGACACAGAAGAAGAGUGAAGAAUGAGGGUGGAAGUUGGUAUUAGGAACAGAACUAGGAUCAUUUUACCCAUGAUCAUAAUGAUGCUGGACUAGCUGUUUGAGUUUGCUCAGUUGUUUGAAGCAUGGGGUUUCAACACCAGAGUAAUAACACCAGAGUAAUAACACCAGAGUUGUGGGUUUCAACACCAGAGUAAUAACACCAGAGUUGUGUGACACUCUGGAUAAAAGCAUCUGCUAAAUGACCAUAUUAUUAUAUUACCAUGUGUUAAGUGCCCCUCGUAAGAGGAUCCUAAAGGGCUAUACAUUGUGAUGAGGUUACUUACCUCAUCCUCUACCAGCAGCGUCCAUCUUGGCUCAAUGGGGCUAUCUGGUUGCCGUGACUGUGAUGCUUUUGCAAUAUGGUCAAUGUGAAACUGAGUUAUAGAGGAACCGCAUGGACUGUGGCCAGGGCUUUAAGUGUACUCAGACUAUGUGGUGAUACAGGAUCAAUACUAAAAGUACAACAAAUACAGCACAGUAAGCACAGCACUCAAUACAUACAGCAAGUUUAUCUCAAUGACUGACACCAGCACAUCAAACUACUGCCUGGACUACAGACUCUCUCUCUGUGUCUCUCUUCCAACCCCCUUCUCUUAAUUUAUCUUUCAUUUCUCUCUCUCUCUCUGUCUCUCUCUCUGUCUCUCUCUCUGUCUCUCUCUCCCUCUCCCAACUGCCCUUCUCUUAAUUUGUUUGAUCUCUCGCUCCCGGUUAGGCAUAAAUCUGUUCUGAUUGAAGAGGGCUUUUAUUGACCAGGAUUAUCUGUCCAGCUCUGUAUCUACUGUUACGGGUACAUUCAGGCUUGGCCAGUACUGGCCAUACAAAAUCUGUACAAUGUAUACAAAAUGUAUUGUGUCCUUUUGAACUCAUUCUGAUGAUACAUGAUCAAUUGUAACUGAUCAUCGGUGUGUGUGUGUGUGUGUUUCUAAUGAACAUCAAAUGUUGAAGGUUCUAUUUUCUUAAUUCUACCCUGAGCUUUAAAAUGCAGUGAUUACUCAUAUCUAUAAUUACCAGAACCUCCGUGUGUGUGUGCUCUUGUUGAAGCACAGGACUGAUAAGUUUAAUUGGCAGGCUAAUCACUUUAACAAAGUACGACUGAUAACUGACUGGGGUAACCCACACACACUCUUCAGUGUGUGCGUGCGUGUCAUGUCUCAUCAUCGAAAAUGCACAAUAAACACAGACGUCAAU